AUGUCUGAAGUUACAGACGUAGGCGUUGUGUGGAUAUGGCCAGACAACACUACCGUACCGACGAACUUGAGUGAUUCGACCAGCACGACGCCUGCAUUUCCGACACCAUCGUGGAUCAUACCGCCGAAUCCUGGGCGAUCGCUACAAGUGGAUAUCGCCCUCUGCUCCGCCGGUCUCGUGGGCAGCACCUUUGAACAACUCUCUCACGGAGCGGGAAAGCAUGUCUGGCAACUGGAGCUCUCAAAUAUAGCGAAGUUCCAACGAGCAGCAUGGUAUGGUAUUCUCUGUUACACCUCGUCUCUUGUCUUCACCCGGGUGUCCAUCCUCUUACUUUACCGGCGCAUUUUCAGCUCCAGCUCCAAGAUGAAAAAGGCGAUACUAGUUGUCAUGGUAUUGGUCUUAGCUGUCAGCAUCUGGCUAGUCGCAACUGUGUUCACUGUCUGCGUCCCCUUACAGGCCUUUUGGGAUUGGACGCUCGGCUCCAAGAAGCUUGUUUAUUGCCACCCCGGUAGCAUGUACUGGUUUAACUCUGCGCUCCAUAUCGCCUCUGAUCUCGUUAUUAUUGCGCUUCCUCUGCCGAUACUUUGGAAGAUGAGGCUUCCUCGCCGGCAAAAGAUCGCUCUUGUUGGCGUAUUUGCGUUGGGUUUCUUUGUCUGCAUUGUGUCCAUCGUUCGCCUGACGAAACUCAUCGAUAUUUAUGUUCCAUACCCUUCCAUGGAUGCGUUUUACACAAGCGCCCCCUUGAUCUACUGGACCACUGUGGAGGUCAACUCCGCAAUCUCCUGCGCCUGCAUUAUGACCCUCAAGCCCCUAAUCGAGCGCGUCUUUCCGCGACUGCUUUCCCCGGAACAAGACCACCGCGACCCGACACUGCCUUGGAUCACACCCAUCAACAACGACGACGUUGAGUCACACUGUGACGCUGCUAGCCAGGCAUCGAAAGUAAAUGGUCCCGCCGACAGCAUCACAGAUCCCAGCUCGGAUCCUAAUAGCAAUCACCGACAUCCAAGCCGACGUAGUCUCCUCCCAGAAUGCACUUGCAAACGAGGACACGGAAACAGCAGCGGAGUGCUGUACACUGCAAACUCUGAGGGUGACGGAAAUACGAGCGAUGGUGACGACCCGACCGAAAAGUACCAUGAAAUUUUGUACCUACAUCACAAUGAACUCCACGGCCACAGCCAUCAUCAUACAAUGUUUGAUCUAGAGGCCCAACGCUCCAUCGGCAGCACCAACUUAUCAAGAACAACCACGACAGCUGUUUCCCCCACAGCAUCUGCCCCUGCAGUCGCUAGAGCCGCGGAUCCCUUGACAACGGGGCGUGCAACGAACCGUGAAGGAGACGAUGACCACGACCUUGAUGAGAAACGAGACGAGAUACCUCUUACGCAGGGUGAGGAGCAUAUCUUCACUCUGCAAGCCCCUCCCAGAGCUCACCUCCGAUUGUCCACGGCCCAAACGGGGACCGAGAGGCGUGAUCAGAAAGAAUCGGAGAGCCCGACGAAUAUAAUGUCCGCAUAA
Thermochaetoides thermophila DSM 1495 is the source of this 1521-nucleotide messenger RNA. RefSeq lists its product as uncharacterized. Lineage: Eukaryota; Fungi; Ascomycota; Sordariomycetes; Sordariales; Chaetomiaceae. Bases 1 to 1521 code for a protein of 506 amino acids. The record is from RefSeq and is a predicted model, not a curated record. The transcript is spliced from 5 exons.